Molecule: messenger RNA, 4983 nt
Organism: Bursaphelenchus xylophilus (pine wood nematode)
Lineage: Eukaryota; Metazoa; Nematoda; Chromadorea; Rhabditida; Aphelenchoididae
Source: the annotation of a GenBank genome assembly
AUGCCAACUUGGGAUCAAAGCGAUCGACUAGAAGGAUCAGACGAAAGCGAAAAGGGAGGUCUGAUCAUCAAGAAGAAGAAGAGGGACGAUGGGGAAGAAAAAGAGGUUUUCAAAGUCCCGGCGUUCUUGAAACGGGCUGAACGGAUAAGGAAAGGAGACGAAAGUGAGCGUAGUGAGUUAGGGGACUCAGUAAGAAAAGAGAUACAAAAGUAAGUUAUCUUUUUAAUAUUAUUCUUGAUUCGACUUUUGAAAAUUUAUAGUUUAUUUAUAGGCGACAUGAUAAGGAACGCGAGAAAGAACGGAGAGGAUUGAAAGUUGAUUCCAGAGAACACAGAAGACGACGGCAUGACAGCGAUGAGGAUUCUCCAGAUCGAAGACGCCGAGAUGAUCGAGAGAGAGAUAGGAGGAGAGAUCGAGACAGAGACGAUUACAGAAAUAGAGAUAGAGACCGACGAGAUCGUGGCCGAAGGUCGUCACGAUCUCCAACAUCCUCUAGGCGAUUCAAUGAACCAGAAACUCCUGACUUUAAGAUUCCGAACACUCCUUCAAGUUCAGCUUGGGAUGAUGAUUCCAGACCAAAAAGGAGAAGAUCUGAUUGGGAUGCUGAAACACCAGUUACCCAAGUAGGUGGGAGAAGUUUGGACAGUGUUUGGAGAGAAGAGAAAGACCGGCGGCGACAUCGGUAUGACUAAUUUUCUUUUUAUGUCUUUCUUUAGACGAAAUCGACCACAAUUUGAUGAACCUGGAACAGGAGAAGUAAAACCUUCAUUUAUGGAUGAUUACGAGAGGAAACAAUGGGAGAAAGAGCAGUAUCAAUUAGAAAGGGAAUGGUAUGAGAAUGAUCAGGGAUACAAUGACGACUUUAAUCCCUUCUCAAAUGUAUCUGAAGAUUAUGUAAAGAAGAGAGAACGACAAGUCAAGAGGAACAAGGCCAAGCCGAGGAUGAGUGCCAAAGCACAGCAGAUAAAGAAGGACAAUGAGAAAUGGGAGAACGAUCGGUUGGCACGGUCAGGUGAGUGAUUUGCGAAGUUUAUUUAUUCUGCGUUUAGGUGUUGUUCUUUCUGCCGAAGACCUGGACGAAGUUCUUGAUGAUGAAGAAGAUGAGAAUGCUGUAAAUUUACUUGUCCAGAAUAUCGUUCCUCCUUUCUUGGAUGGACGCAUGGUCUUUACGAAGCAAUCUCAGCCAGUCAUACCAGUCAAGGAUGUCACUUGUGAUAUGGCAAUCGCUGCUUCCAAAGGAUCACGUCAAGUUCGGUUUUAUCGAGAACAGGAAGAGAAAAGGAAGGCUCAAGAGAAACAUUGGAAUUUGGCUGGAAGUAAUUUGGGAAAUAUUAUGGGAGUAAAGGCGGAAAAAGAUACGGGAGAAGAUGAAGCGAUGAAAUCUAGCGACUACAAGUCAGUUUUUACUAUAUUUGUGCUUAGCUGUCAUGAAUAAAAUAAUUUGUUUUUCUUUUUAGGGACUCUCACAAAUUUGCGGAGCACAUGAAAGAAGAAACAGAAGCAGCUUCGGAGUUUGCCCUUGAGAAGACCAUAAAACAACAGCGAGAAUAUCUACCAGUAUUUGCUGUUCGUCAAAAGUUAUUACAAGUUAUCCGAGAUAAUUCAGUUGUCAUUGUGAUUGGAGAGACCGGAUCCGGCAAAACAACUCAACUGACUCAGUAUCUAAAGGAGGAUGGGUAUGGGAAGAGUGGUCAGAUUGGAUGCACACAACCACGUCGUGUCGCUGCAAUGUCUGUCGCUAAGCGAGUAUCCGAAGAAAUGGGGGUGGAGCUUGGGAAGGAGGUUGGAUAUGCAAUUCGAUUCGAAGAUUGCACCUCCGAUGAGACUAUGAUUAAGGUAGGAAAUUCUUUGAGAGAUUUCUUGAUAAAGGUUAUAUUACACAUUGUCAUUUUGUAUUAUAAGUUUUAUUUUUAGUACAUGACUGACGGUAUUCUUCUCCGUGAAUGUCUGGGAGACCCCGAACUGGAACAAUAUUCCUGUAUCAUCAUGGACGAAGCUCACGAGAGGUCCUUGAACACGGAUGUCCUCUUCGGUCUUCUCAGAGAUGUCGUCGCCAAAAGAACGGACCUCAAAUUGAUAGUAACAUCAGCCACAAUGGAUGCAGAGAAGUUUGCCAAUUUCUUCGGAGGCCACACCCCCACAUUUACUAUCCCUGGAAGAACAUUCCCGGUCGAAACAUACCAUGCCAAAACUCCGAUUGAAGACUAUGUAGAUGCAGCUGUCCAACAAAGUAUUCGAAUUCAUCUGGGUCCUAUGGAUGGAGACAUGCUGAUAUUUAUGCCUGGUCAAGAAGACAUUGAAGUGACUUGUGCUUUGAUUAGGGAGAAGUUGAAUGAAUUGGAUGAGGCCCCUCCAUUGGCAGUCCUUCCUAUUUACUCUCAAUUGCCAUCAGAUAUGCAGGCCAAGAUCUUCCAAAGAGCUCCGGGAGGGAUGAGGAAAUGCAUUGUGGCCACGAAUAUCGCCGAAACCUCGUUGACUGUGGAUGGUAUCUUAUUUGUGAUUGACCCGGGAUUCUGCAAAUUGAAAGUUUUCAAUCCACGAAUUGGUAUGGACGCUCUACAGGUGGGUCUAGUGUGAUACGAGGUGUCUGUUUUGAGUUUCAAAUUAAUGUAGGUUUAUUAUUUUAGGUGUUUCCCGUAUCCCAAGCCUCCGCCAAUCAGCGUGCCGGACGUGCUGGUCGUACCGGUCCAGGCCAUUGUUAUAGACUGUACACCGAAAGGCAGUUCAAGGAAGAAAUGUUGACUUCAACUGUCCCAGAGAUCCAAAGAACAAACUUAUCGAAUGUGGUUCUUCUGCUCAAGUCUCUGGCUGUUGAUGAUCUCCUCAAAUUCCAUUUCAUGGAUCCACCACCACAGGAUAACAUGCUCAAUUCAAUGUAUCAGUUGUGGACCCUGGGGGCAUUGGAUAAUAUUGGACAGUUGACCCCAUUGGGAAGGAAGAUGGUCGAGUUCCCAUUGGAUCCGACUUUGUCCAAGAUGUUGAUAGUAUCAGAGGAAAUGGGAUGCAGUACCGAGAUCUUGACGAUAGUAUCCAUGCUGAGUGUUCCCUCUUUAUUCUUCAGGCCGAAGGGGAGAGAAGACGAUGCUGAUGCCAAAAAAGAAAAGUUUCAGGUAAACUAAUAACCAUGAUGAGUGUUAUAUCUUGUUUUUUUUUGUAUUAAUCAUGAUUGUGUUGUUUAGGUACCGGAAUCUGACCAUCUGACCUACCUGAAUGUCUAUAAUCAAUGGCAAAAGCACAAGUUCAGUAAUCGCUGGUGCACUGAGAACUUUCUCCACGCCAAAGCUCUAAGGAAGGUCCGAGAAGUGCGGACUCAACUGACAGAUAUCAUGGAGAGUCUCAAAAUUGAAGCGAUCUCUUGCGGAACCGAAUGGGACGUGGUCAGGAAAUGUGUGUGCUCGGCCUAUUUCCACAAUGCAGCAAGAUUAAAGGGUGUUGGAGAAUAUGUGAACAUGAGGAAUGGACUCCCUUGCUUUUUACACCCAACCUCUUCACUCUAUGGAAUCGGGUACACUGUUCAUUACAUCGUUUAUCACGAAUUGAUCAUGACGACAAGGGAAUAUAUGCAGUGUGUAACAGCCGUAGAACCUCAAUGGCUCGCUGAAGUCGGACCGAUGUUCUACGCAAUCAAAGAUACGAUGAUGACUGGGAGGGAAAUGAUGAUGGAACAGAAAAGAACGGCCGAAAGUAUGGAAGCAGAGAUGGCAGAAGCUCGGAAAAUCGCCGAAGAAAAGGCAAAAAGUGAGAGAAGUUCGAUUAGACCGUCGAAGAACAUUAUCAGCCAUGUUGGACAGCGAUCCGUGAGGAGUGUGAGAAGAGGAUUCGGGUUGUAGAACAGGAUAUUGUUGUUGUUCCUAUGAACUGCUAUUAUCUAAUGUUAAUUACUCAUAACAUAAAGUAAUCUAUCAUAAAAAUGUGGGCUAAUGUAAAAUUUGGGAAGGUUGUGCGUGUUUGCUUCGAAGUUGUCGUUUGUGAGGCUUCGUUUUGAACUCUCAAGCGGAAAACAAGCCAUUUUAUUCAAAAUCACUCAUUUUUUGGCGUUCCGUACCAACAAAAAAUAAAAAUUUGCAAAUAAUUCUGCAAUCUCACGCAGUUUUGAUCGAUUUGAGAAGGUAGUUCAGUUUUAUCUCUUCAAUCCUUGUCAAUUUUAGGUUAUAACCUGCGGAAUGAGUGGGCAUGACAGCCGCGCCAUCAUCAUCUCCAGACUGGAGAUCGAAUUGGCCAACCAAAGAGCCAAAUUCGAGAGUUGGAUGGUCGAGAAUGCCGGCAUGGCCGGCCAAGCCGAAUAUGAGCAAUAUGUAGAACAGUUUAGAGAUUGGGAGACAGGGAUGAUCCAACAGCUAGCUGAACAAAGGAAUUCUAUCUCGAGACAGCCAAUCGCCGACAUUCCGACCUUGCCGCAGAUGAGUUUAGAUGAACAGAUUGCUGUCAUGGUCAAAGAUAUAACACUCAAGGACUUUAUUAAAGGAUUGAUGGCCUUGGCCAAUAGUGACCCUAAUUUUGUGGGGAAACUGACUCAGGUAAGAGGUUUAUAUUUGUAUAUCUUAUUUUAGGCAAUAUAGUCAACGUCUUCAAUAUUUAUAUUUUUCUUGCCCCGUUAAUUGAGCUCGUGUUCUAUUUUAGGUAGUACAACGAGAAACCCAACCGCCUGGCUUUUAUAAUCCUCAAAUUCCACCUCCAUCCAUCCCGAAUCCCAUACUCCAAACUCCCUCAAUUCCAUCGUAUAAUGGAGCUCAAGUUCCCCUCUCAUAUCAACAGCAGGUCUCACAUAUUCCCACCACAUUCAUUGAUAUUAAUAAGCGUUCUAUUCGACCAAUUGGCCCUUCAGCUCUAGUUCAACAGCCAGUUUAUACGCAACAAACCAGUCAUGGUGCAAUUCCCGCCGACUGGACUGUUGAUGAGCCGGUCCGACGCCAAAGGAGGUCGCCAAUCCCAGAACGACAGAUUCUGCCGAAAAUACCGUUUAAAGAUUUUAGUCAGACAUGA